Necator americanus (New World hookworm) is the source of this 264-nucleotide messenger RNA. RefSeq lists its product as uncharacterized. Lineage: Eukaryota; Metazoa; Nematoda; Chromadorea; Rhabditida; Ancylostomatidae. The transcript has a single exon. The coding region runs from base 1 to 264 and encodes 87 amino acids. The record is from RefSeq and is a predicted model, not a curated record.
AUGAACCCUUACACUCGCAAGCCCAACCCCCAGGCUCGAGUGCAGUGCCAGCCCACUGUUGAUGGGCACCCGGCACGUCAUGGGCAGCGAGUGUCCCUACGGGAUCGCCCAGCGCACGACAACGGGCUCGGUUCGCCGAUGCACCAUUGUCGUGCCCCGGGUCCGCUCCGAGUAGGAGCAGCGGGCAUCGGUGGGGGGACCCAGGGCCGACUGCCCGGAUCCGGAGGGGCCCUGCGCUGGGCUAGUCGCCGUAUGGCGGCCUAG